AUGAACAAUAUUGCAAAGAUCAUCAAGGGAUUGAAAGAGGGGCGGCAACACUGGCUGAGCACUGCGUUCCAGGUAGAUAUGAUCCACUCGGUGAUAUCUCAAUUUAGGUUGAUGAGAAGUGCACACGUCAUGGCGGAGAAUUAGUGGCUUCAGUGUUGAAGGUAAUCUUCCUUCUACAGAUGUAAUAAUACUUUUCAUUCAAGGCUCAUGGUGUUGAACAGAUAUUUACUCUGGUUGGAGGGCACAUCUCACCUAUCCUGGUGUCUGCUGAGAAAUUAGGAAUUAAAGUUAUUGACACUCGCCAUGAAGUCAGUGCCGUGUUUGCUGCUGAUGCGGUGGCCAGAUUGAAGCAAACCAUUGGUGUCGCAGCAGUUACGGCUGGGCCAGGUUGGCAGUUUUCGUCUUUUAUCUUUAUAUUUAGGUUUAACAAAUACAAUUACGGCGGUAAAGAAUGCCCAGAUGGCCGAAUCACCAAUUCUUUUGAUUGGAGGGGCUGCCCCUACUCUUUUGAAAAAUCGAGGAGCUCUUCAAGACAUUGAUCAAGGCGUUUUGUUCAGACCUUUAUGCAAAUAUACGGCCAGAGUAACCAAGUUACGAGAUAUUGCGCCUACAGUUAGAAGAGCUAUUCAAGAAGCCCAAUCCGGAACCCCAGGGCCUGUUUUUAUCGAAUUUCCAAUUGAUGUUCUCUAUCCUUACCAGUUCGUUGUCAAAGAAAUGGGAUUUGUUCCAAAUGCCAAAGGUUUCAAGGUACCUUAUCUGAUUCACCAUUCCAUUACAUUAUUUCAGAAAUUGAUGAACGCCUUUUUGUUUACUUAUGUCUCACGUCAAUUCGGAGGUGCCUGGAAUGACCAACCUCUGACCCCGUUACCUGUUCAGAUACCUACAGCGACUUCUGGCGACAUCCAGAAGGUUGUCGAUACCAUAAAAAAGGCCAAGAAACCAUUACUUUUGAUGGGCUCACAAGCGACUCUACCUCCAAUCACUCCAUCCAAAUUGCAAGAGAUCGUGUUGGUAAGGGGAUACCACAAUUUUAUUAUUUUUGUUAUUGAUGCGUGCCACGACUUUUGUUUGCAGAGGCUCGGAAUCCCCACAUAUCUCGGAGGAAUGUGUCGCGGUCUCUUGGGUCAGAGGUCGCCAAUUCAAUUCAGACAGAAUAGAAAGGAAGUCCUCAGAGAGGCCGAUGUUGUUAUCCUUGCUGGUGAGUAAACGAUUCUUUUUUUUCAAGACAAUAACAAUUAAUUUCGUAUAAUCGUAGUCUCCAGGGACCGUAUGCGACUUCCGUUUGAGUUAUGGAAAGGUUUUGUCAUCAAAGUCUAAAGUCAUUGCCAUCAACAGAUGCCAUUCUCAACUGACAAAGGUAUCGAGUAAGCCACAAAACAAUAGCAAUCACUUCAGAAUCACCGGGUCUUUUGGAAUGCCCAUCAAUUGAUCCAGGCGGAUGUUGGACAGACUCUGGCCGCUAUUCAGAAGGAAUUGGGAGAUGAUUAUAAAGUUCCAGCGGAGUGGGUUCAAUCAUUGACAGACAAAGAAAUUGAAAAGGAAUCCUCAAAUGAAAGCAAGAUGAAUGAAACUCCGAAGGAUGGAAAUCUGAACCCUCUUGCACUACUAAAACGGCUGGAUGAUGUCCUUCCAGAUGAUGCCAUUCUCGUUGCGGACGGAGGUGACUUUGUUGGGAGUGCAGCUUAUAUUGUGAGACCCAGAGGACCUCUCCAAUGGCUGGACCCUGGGGCGUUUGGAACUCUCGGAGUAGGAGGAGGGUUUGCCCUCGGGGCGAAGGCUGUCUAUCCAGAUCGACCAGUUAUCAUUAUCUACGGAGACGGAUCUGCCGGGUAAAAGUGUCUUAAAAGAAUAAAUGGUGGUUUAGAUACUCGUUGCUCGAGUUUGACACAUAUCAAAGACACAAACUGCCAGUGGUUGCCUUGAUUGGAAACGAUGCUUGCUGGUCUCAGAUUGCGCGAGAUCAAGUCCCGUGGUUCAAAUCUUCGGUUGCGUGUGAUCUAGCGGUAGGUUGUACUAUAGAAACCUAAUAAAUGUGUUUAGUUUACAAGUUAUGAAAAGAUUGGUGAAGCGAUCGGAUCCAAAGGAAUCCUCCUUAAUUCUAAUAUCGAUGGAAACAAACAAACUGAAGCCAUAAAAAAUGCCAUACAAGAAUCCAGACGGACUUCAAGUUGUGUGAUAAAUGCUGUCAUUGGAAAGACUGAUUUCAGAAAAGGCAGUAUUAGUGUCUAA
Messenger RNA from Bursaphelenchus xylophilus (pine wood nematode), 2229 nucleotides. The record is from the annotation of a GenBank genome assembly. NCBI's taxonomy places the organism in Eukaryota, Metazoa, Nematoda, Chromadorea, Rhabditida, Aphelenchoididae.